AUGACAGUGGACACCGGCUUUGGAGAUGGAGAUUUGGAUUUGGAACACGCGAUUCAAAAGCUGAAACCUGUCGGAGAUGCUGCGCCAGAGAUUCUCCCAGAAAAACACCUGAAAUUGGCUUGUCAACAGUUGAAAAGCAUUCUUAUCGAGGAAAGCAAUGUACAGCCAGUGCAGUUGCCUGUGGUGAUUUGUGGCGAUAUUCAUGGUCAAUAUUUUGACAUGCUCGAGUUGUUCAACAUCGGCGGACAAAUUCCGGAGAAAAACUACAUUUUCAUGGGCGAUUUUGUUGAUCGAGGAUACAACAGCGUGGAGACCUUCGAACUCUUGAUGCUGCUGAAGCUUCGAUAUCCGGCUGGAAUCACGCUUCUGCGGGGCAAUCACGAGUCUCGGCAGAUCACACAGGUCUAUGGCUUCUAUGAUGAGUGCUUGCGGAAAUAUGGCAAUGCCAAUUCUUGGAAGUACUGCACAGAGGUCUUUGACUACCUGACAUUGACCGCCAUCGUAGAGAAUUCGAUUUUUUGUGUCCAUGGCGGCCUCUCACCAGAUGUGAAGGUGCUGGAUCAGAUCAGAACCAUCAAUCGAGUGCAGGAGAUUCCCCAUGAGGGGGCCUUCGGUGACAUUGUUUGGUCUGAUCCAGAAGACAUUGAAUCCUGGGCUGCCAGUCCUAGGGGUGCUGGAUGGCUCUUUGGCGAGAGACCCACACAGCAUUUCAACCGCCUAAAUGGACUGGACUUGAUUGCAAGAGCCCACCAACUGGUGCAGGAAGGCUACAAGUACAUGUUUGCUGAUCCUUUAUCUCCCGAUGACAAAACCGGUUUGCUGGUCACAGUUUGGUCAGCGCCAAACUAUUGCUACCGCUGUGGCAAUGUGGCUUCCAUCCUGGACAUUGAUGAACGCGGUGAGCGGGAGUUCCGAAUUUUCCAGGAAGUCCCCGCCUCUGCUGCUGCCGUGCCGCCACGUCAGCUGGCCUUGGCGAUGGGUGAAGAGGAUUCACAGGAGGCGCUGCGACCUUUCAUCGAAGCUGAAAGGGAGUUUGUACAGCUGCAGGCCGCCGGGGACCAUGAUGGCGCAGUGCGAUGCCUCGAGGGUGUGCUCCGAGCGGAACAGGCCACUGUGCAGCAGAUGCCAGAUACGUUGCUGUCCACGCUGUUCGAGCGGUUGGCGAUAGGCUACAACACUCUGGGCAUGAAGCAUUUGAAGGACAAUAACACCGAAGUCUCUUGCAAGUUCUUUGAGAAGGCGGAAGCCCUCACAGACCCUGCAAAUCUGCAUAUGAAUCCUGAGUCUCGCCUGGUCUUGAGAGCGGUGACGUACAACAACAUGGGAUGCUUCUACAAGAGCUUUGGGAAGCUUCACACUGCUCUGCAGUACCUGAAGAAGGCACAAAAAAUCGAAGAAAAGUCCCAUGGAAGAUGUCAAAACCCUGCAGGAACACACCUGAAUUUGUGUGCCCUUCUGUCUCAGAUGGGCAAGCAUCAGGAGGCGCUGCAACAUGCUGACAAAGCUCUGAAGAAACUGGAGGCGGCCCAGCAUUCACAGCAGCAGUCGCAGCCCCCUGAUAGCAGCGGUCCUGUAGCAACUGGAAGCACGAACAGCGAGAGCUUGAUUUGUGUUGCCUACUUCAACAUGGGGGCGGAGUACGAGCACCUCAAGAAAGCAAGUGAGGCGCUGUGGCACUACCAGAGAGCUUACGACAGCUGUCUGCAGGAAUUGGGGGAAGAGCUGGGGAUCUCAGCAGGUCACUGCUGGCAGGUUGGUGCGCUUUUCGGGCACUGGCAGGGUGCAAACGCCUCACCUUUCGGCCGCUUCAACAAAGGCUGUCCGGGUGGGUCGCAUGCCCUUCAGAACCCGGGAAUGGAGAAAAAGGUUAAGGUGGCAAUCCACAAGCUCUUCGGAAGCACUCGAUGCAGCUUGGUGACCAAUGUGGUAGAUACUGUUGGGCCUGCAGUGGUGGCCAUCAAGCACAAAGAUGGCCGCGGACAGGGGAGCGGCUUCGUGUUCAGCUCGGAUGGCUAUAUUGUCACCAAUGAUCACGUGCUGGGCGAUGCAACUGGAUCUGACAUCGUGGUUUCUUUGACCGAUGACUCUGUUCUCCAAGCAGAGCUGGUUGGCAGAGAUCCACCCACUGACAUUGGAAUUCUGCGAAUUCCUUCCCGGGGAAGGUCUCUUCCUGCUGUGGAGUUGGGUGAUUCAUCCAAUCUACGCGUUGGUCAGCUGGUGGUGGCCAUUGGAAACCCCUUGGGCUAUGCCAACUCCGUCAGUGCUGGGGUGGUGUCUGCGCUGGGGCGCUCCCUUCGAUCGCAGUCGGGGCGGUUGAUUGUCACUGCCUGA
Cladocopium goreaui is the source of this 2331-nucleotide messenger RNA. NCBI's taxonomy places the organism in Eukaryota, Dinophyceae, Suessiales, Symbiodiniaceae. The record is from the annotation of a GenBank genome assembly.